AUGGUGGUGAUGACGCUGGUGAUGUCAGUGAGUGUUGAAGAAAAAUAAUGUCCCACUAUGUCAUGUUUAUUUAGAUCAGUGACGACAGAAUUCUUAUUAAAGUGACAUGUCGUAAGUUGUAAAUUCUUCAACCACUAUAAACCAAUGAAGCCAUUGGUUGUUUGCUACGAUAUUACAUUGUUUUUUAAUCUUUUCAGUGCAAAUUAGAUGUAUAUAUGUAAUUUGUACUUUCUUCUUCAGAGGAUGAACACUUGGACUUUUCGCUUGGAAAAAACGAUGUGACUUCUUUCAAGGUAAAGCUAAAAUCAGUUGCCGUGGUUUGUUGUCUUGGCUACUUCCCUCUUCGUACAGUAACUUCAAAGUGUUAAACUAGACACAAUUAAACUACGACAUUGUAGAGGGAUUUAGUAUCCACCGUAGAAUACUACCUACACUGGACCUACAGGCUUGAGUUAUCUUUUUCAAGUACAGUUCAGACAAAAGCCACAACAGCUUGUUGUAGAAUACUAUCUACACUGAACCUCUGGGUUUGAGUUAUCUUUUCCAGGUAGUAAGAUAUGACCGACUGCUGCAGGUUAUUGUGGAAUACUACCUACACGGGAACACCACGUUUAAGAUAUCUUUUUCAGGUAGUUCAGACACAAACCACGGCAGCUUAUUGUAGAAUACUGCCUACACUGAACCACCACGUUUGAGAUAUCGUCUUCAGAUAGUUCAGACACAAACCACAACCACAAUCACUAAGGUGAAGCAAGAGUGACGGAAUUGAUCGUUUACUAAUCUAGAUCCAUAGCGAAGAUGACCCUCGGAUUGCAAUAUUGACCAUUACAUCCGACUGGGCCAGAAAAUACGUGGAAAGAUAUAGACAGUUUAACACCUAUGUUGAUCCUUGUAAUCUGGGUAGGUUUACCUGA
Paramuricea clavata is the source of this 914-nucleotide messenger RNA. NCBI's taxonomy places the organism in Eukaryota, Metazoa, Cnidaria, Anthozoa, Malacalcyonacea, Plexauridae. The record is from the annotation of a GenBank genome assembly.